CUCACUCUGUUUUGGAUCAUUGCAAUAAGUGGACGUGCGCUUAUUUAACUGUCUAACAAAAGAAUAAAGAAAAGGUAAAAUUAUAAAUAAUGGAAGAAAAUAAGUCGAAUAUCCAGUGCAAUGAAAAUAUUUCGGGAUCUGACCCAGAGAAGAAUUGGGUAAAUGAUUCAAUUAAAUGUAUGAUUCAGCUACUAAACAUUUUCUUUUCCGCAAUCGAAAAGAAAUGGCUUAACUUAUUGACCUCUACUGAUAACUCAAUAAAAACCAAUAUGUAUGAAUUGUGUCAUCUAUUAUCCACAAUCAUACAUGAUAUAGAUCCAGAUACAGAAAUAGCUGAACAAAUAGCGUGGAUGGAACCCAAACUCGAGAAAGAAAACGAUCAUAUUGCGAUGAUAGAAGGCAAAGAACUUCAGAUAGCAUUACUAGAAUCGAAAAUAUCGGAAAAUGAUAAGCUAAUAGCAGAGAUAGAACCCAAAAUUAAGGACCAAGACAAACAAAUAUCUAUGCUGGAGGCCCAAAUAAAACUCAUGAUCAAUGAGAAAGAUGAUCUAAUAGAGAACCAUGAAGAGCACAAGGCGAUUAUUAAAAACAAGGAUGAUCAGAUAGCAAUGCUAAUAUCAGACAUAAAAGAUAUCAAUAGACAAAUAAAUAAAAAAGAUCAAACAAUAAGUAAAUUAAAUAAACAAAUCCAAGUAUAUUACAAAAUGCAUACUAAAUACGAACCUAAAAUAAAACUAAUACGUUUUCCUAGUCUUGAGCCGUUUAAGCCAACCUGGGACAAUAAAAUCGCUGGACCAGGUUGGAUUGUCAUACAGCGUCGAACUGAUGGAAGUAUCAGCUUUGAUAAAAAUUGGAAUGCUUGGAAAGAUGGAUUUGGUGAUCCUAAUGGAGAUUUUUGGCUUGGACUGGAAAGGUUGCACAGAAUAACAACAUAUCAACAACAUGAGCUUUAUAUACACAUGGUUAAUCACAAUAUGAAAACAAGAUUUGCGCAAUAUAACAACUUUGUUGUGGGCAGCGUUGAUGAGAAAUAUGAACUAAAGUCAUUGGGUUCUUAUAAAGGAGAUGCUGGUGAUGAGAUGCGGGCUUGUGAAAAAUCAGUCUUUUCUGUCUACUAUGGUCUGUGGAAUCCAUAUAACUCUCGUCCUCAAAUUAACUUCAAUGGGAAAUUUUACGAAAGAACCCCUACAUCGGACGAUCCGAAAGAUUACCUUUUUUGGGGACGCAAAUGUAUACAAUCUGUACAAAUGUUGGUAAGACCGAUAGAAAAUUCCAAUUGACGGUCAAAACAUUCUUUGUUAGUUUUAUCCAAUUAUCCUACUUAACCGCAUCACUAUCGGAUAAAUAUAACUGUAGUUUUAAGCAACAUAAUCGCCUCAAAGUAUGCAGCAUAUUUUUAACCAUUAAAAGUCAUGUAUAAUAUGAA
Drosophila innubila is the source of this 1426-nucleotide messenger RNA. RefSeq names its product angiopoietin-related protein 1-like. Lineage: Eukaryota; Metazoa; Arthropoda; Insecta; Diptera; Drosophilidae. The transcript is spliced from 5 exons. Bases 90 to 1280 code for a protein of 396 amino acids. The record is from RefSeq and is a predicted model, not a curated record.